Owenia fusiformis is the source of this 525-nucleotide messenger RNA. Lineage: Eukaryota; Metazoa; Annelida; Polychaeta; Sabellida; Oweniidae. The record is from the annotation of a GenBank genome assembly.
UUCUGGAUUAGUGUAGACGCCAUUCCUGCUCGUGUGUCUAUUGGUUUACUGACCGUAUUGACCACGACCACCCAGAGCUCUGGAGCCAGAUCUUCCCUGCCCAGGGUAUCUUAUGUCAAGGCCAUAGACGUUUGGAUGAGUGUUUGUCUGCUGUUUGUUUUUGCAUCUCUAUUAGAGUUUGCUGUGGUGAAUGUGUUUAGUAGGAAGCAAGUGAGAAGCAUCACACCAGCACUUAUGGCUAAACAAAUGCCUCUUCCAUUCAUGAGAGCUCAGCCAGCGAAACCACGUUCUCGGUUUAGGAAAAAGAGCUCAGGGAGCGACAGCGAGGAUGGUGAAACAAAGGAGUCCCAUGAUGAGUUCUUAGAUGCUCCUAAAAUUCCUGAUUUGGAUGGUAAAUUUCGAGCACGAAUGAUUGACAAAAUGUGUCGGAGAAUAUUCCCAACAUCAUUUUUAAUAUUUAAUGCUGUGUAUUGGAUAGUUUAUGGUGUUAUUAUUCAAGACAGUCCCCCUGUUAUGGGGGGUUAA